CGACUCGGCCGCGCGUACUGCUACGAUCGCGCUCUACGGCCACGCUACGCCGCCGCCACGCUACGUUACGUAGCGUAACAACUACGCCGCUACGGCGCGCCGCGAUCUUCCCAAAUACCUGUGACUGUGUGUACGAUACCGAUGAAUUUGUUCAGUGCGUACGCGUGAUCUGUGAUAUACCGUAUGUGUGUGUCGACGUCACUACUUGAAUAAGGUACUUGAAUAAGCCAUUCUGCAUUUUUGUGUGGAGAUUAUCAGCACGAAAUUGGUAUCUACGUUACAACACUUGUAGUUCGAUCAUGAUUAUCAAUAACAACAAAACGAAACGACUCCGAAAAUCGUGUAAUUCGUCAUAAAGCAAGACAACCGUUGCACGCUAUAGCAUCAACGUGGAAAUAGUUUCAUUUCCAUUCGGUCUAUAGGUAGUUACGGUAACGAGUGGCAGGUGUCACGGGUCGCGGGAACAUGAGGCAGGACGGUGGCGGGGGAUAGCAUGACAGCGCCAGCCACGGCGGCCUGAUGGCGCUAGUGCGCCGCAUAUUAGGCGACGCCCAGGCGAAACUACGUAAAAUGGUUGAUGAGCAAGUGUCGGUGGGCACACGGGUCGAGGCAGAUGCAGAACCCGAGCCCGCCGAUCCUCUCAUCACCCCGGCGAGCUCCGCCCUAGAGAGGACCGACUUGGAUCCCAGGCCGAUUCCUCCCGAACGGCGGCUCCUCAUCGGCACUUUAGAUAAACGUAAUGGAUCCUUAAAUGGGGACAAAGAUGGGACUAUAAAUAGAACAACCAGACUUUCCAUUAGAAAUGGAAAAGAUAACCCAUUUUUAGAUGAUGACAAUAAAGAAAAUCAAGCAAAUGGCAAACUGGACUCUCCUGUUAAAUGGUCAAUACAAAACGGGAGUGAUAGUGGAACAUACGCCGAAAUAGGAACAGGAGGUAACAGCAACACCAGCGAAAGAAAUAUCCUGGAUCCUGCAGACAGUUCUGAGGAAGAGAUGCCGCUACCAGAUGCCACGUCACCGGGAAGAAGUAGUGAUGGACCAGAACCAAGAGCAGAUAUCACUGCGACUUUGGAUGGAGAAGCGGCGUCUCCUGGAGGUAGAUCCGACAGAUCGCGGCAGGAGGAAGUAUUGGCUUCUCCUGGGAUGCUUACAGCGGCGCAAUUGGCCAGAAGAUUAAGGCUAGAGAAUGAACGAUUACAGGCGGAAUUAACAAGAGUGCGCCGAUUGUUAGUGGCAGCAGCCGAACGGGGUGAAGCCGGCACGGCGUUAAUAGAGCGAGCGAAGGGAGAAGGCGAACAAGACGCAACACCACUUGACCCACAACAGCUAGAAAAGGAGCUGCUACUCGCCAGGGAAGCUGUCAAUUCGCUGAAAGCUGAUAAGAAGAGAUUAAAAGCGGAAAAGUUCGACUUACUGACCCAAAUGAAGCAGCUUUACGCGACACUAGAAGAUAAGGAGAAGGAAUUGCGAGAUUUUAUACGCAAUUAUGAACAGAUGCGCUCAAGAGGCGGUGCAUCAUCGGCUCUGGGCGCUGAGAGGGCGGAGCGGGAGCGAGAGCGGGCGGCGCUAUUGCGUCACGCGCGUGACGAGGCCGAACGUUCGCUGCAGCUCGCCGCCGCACUCAGUGCACGUGAUACACAGCUUAGACACGCCCGGGAACAAUUGUUCGAGGCACGGAGGCAGCUGCAAGCCGCCGGAUGCCUGUCAGAAGGCGAGAGUGUUGCAUCCCUCGGCAUAGGACCUCCGAUGAUGCUGGGCGGGCCGUCGGGCCUCAUCGGGGACCGAGGCAGCUGCAGCGCCGACUCAGGUGUCAGAGUAACAGGCAGCAGCGACGGUGGCGCCACCUCUGUGUGCGGUGGGAACUUAUCUGACUCCACAGCGGAAGGCGCGCCUCCGACCCUAGACGCUUACGAUACAGAUGCAGCAUCGCUCGUAUCAUCUGCCCACCACCUUUAUCAAUUAAGCACGCCCCGGGAUUGCAGUCCGACCCUGUCGCCACAUAAUAGUGCUUCGCCGUUCACGCGAUCCAUCGACGCCGGCUCACUAUCAAGGUCAGUGGAGCAGCUGUCGAGUCCGGGCGAGUGCGAGGCGGCGCUAGUGGGGGGGCUGAGAGCGCGCGGGGCCGGCAAGGGCGGCCGGGGCCGCGGCUCCGCGUGGGGCUCCAUAUCGCGCGUGUUCGCACGGAGCCGGCACCGCACUAAGUCUGGCAGCGCUGUCGUCAGCGGACACGAGAGUGAACCAGUAUACGCCGGUACAGGGAGCACGACCCGUGCGUGGUCACCCCUCGGCAGCGAGGCAGCGCUGCGUGAAGCGGCCUCGCUGCCGCUGGCGCGGUGGCGCGCGCCCGCGAUCAUAGCGUGGCUGGAGCUCGCGCUCGGCAUGCCGCAAUACGCUGCCGCUGUCGCCGACAACGUCAAGAGUGGAAAGAUCCGUGCUUUGAAUGGGCAGGUUCUGCUCGAGUUGUCGGACGCUGAUUUGGAAGUGGGACUGGGCAUCACGCAGCCGAUGCACCGCAAGAAAUUGAGGCUAGCGAUAGAAGAACGAAGAAGGCCUGAUCUCGUGAGGAAUCCGAGUAUAGGCCAGUUGACGCAUGCUUGGGUCGCCGCUGAAUGGUUGCCAGAUUUAGGAUUGUCGCAGUACGCGGAAUCAUUUUUGGCGAAUUUGGUGGAUGCUCGAAUGCUGGAUACAAUUAGCAAGAAAGAAUUAGAGAAAUAUCUAGGCGUAACAAGGAAAUUCCAUCAGGCUUCCAUUGUCCAUGGCAUUCACUUGCUUAGGAUAAUGAAAUACGACAGACAAGCUUUAGCAGUGAGACGCCAUCAGUGCGAGAACGUCGACGCAGAUCCUUUAGUUUGGACAAACCAGAGGUUCAUGCGAUGGGCACAUAAUAUUGACUUAGGGGAAUUUGCUGAUAAUCUUAAAGACAGCGGAGUACAUGGUGGGCUAGUUGUAUUAGAACCUUCAUUUACUGGAGAAACCAUGGCAACUGCUCUCGGAAUACCGCCAUCCAAAAGUAUUAUAAGGAGACAUUUGGUAGCUGAAUUUGACGCUCUUGUAAUUCCUGCGAGGAAUAUGUUUGGUCACCAAAUUAGAAUGUUGGGUAGACCAUUUUCGAGAUCGGUCGCCACUGGAUUGCCGGGAAUAGAUCUUAGUAGUGAUUCUAGAAGACAUAGUUUGAGGGGUUCAAUAACCCGAGCACUGGGGGCACUCAAACCAAAACACGAUCGAACUUCGCCUUCGAGCUCAAGCGAAAGCUCAAGCGUACUCAGUUUGACGACGCAACAAUAUCAAAUGUCAUACUCGCCUCCUAUCGCAGUCAGGACACUGUCACAACUGAGUAUGACAUAUGCACCUCCGCCAACACUGCAAGAGUACGAGCCAAUAUAUACACCAUUGAGUUUGUAUUCGCAGUCCAGUGUUUCCACCAGAGACAGUUUGCAAAGACUGAAUGAGAUUAAGGAGAACGCCGGAAUUACACAUAGGUAUGGACAAAAAGCGGACCAUGCCCAUCGUGUGAGCUCACCGUUGCCAGCUAAGUCUGUGGACGACAGUGGCGUCAAACAGAAGCGGCACAGGCGGGUGAAGAGUAUCGGUGAUAUCAACGCCUGCACCAAGGCAUCAGUCUAGAUAAUUAUGUCAAUUGUAAGAAACUGGCUCUAUAUUGAUAGAAAUUCAAUCAAAGUGGCGAUGUAAAACGGUACAUUCUCUAAUUUCUUAUAUAUAUAUCCUAUUAAAAAAUUUCUUAAUAAAAAUAAUCAUUAUGCUCACACCACUAUAUGAUAAAUAGAUACUAUAGUUUCUUGUUAUGAACCAUACACUUAUAGCGAUAAUGUCAAACAAAUUGUAUUAAAUGCUAUGCGUGCAUCGUACAGAUAUUGUCUCAAAGGUAUAAAAGAUAGUAAGCGUAAAAAAGCAAGCGGAAGAUAAUAAAUAGAGCCAGUUGUAGAAAAAAAAAAACAAAACGAUUUUUAAUACAAUUUUUGUGAAAUAUAACUAUUUAUAUAUGUAUGUACCAAUAAUAACGCAUAUCAAGACAUUAAAACUAAUUUUAUGAAAGCAUCACAAUUAGACUGACAACUUAUGUUUUACAUAUGAAUUUCGCUUAUCUUAUUACAUAUAAUAUUCAGUGACUGAAUAUUAUUAUAUUCAGUGCUCCAUACUACAGUAUUAAGUGUAAGUUUUUAUACAUUUUUUAGUAUAAGUUUUCAUCUGAUACACGUGUAUUGUAUUAAUUUUGAUAAUGUAAAAUUCUGUAUUUACUUGCCCAAUAACACUGUGAUAAUAAAUUACUCACGCGAUAACAAACCAGGCCCUUUAAACAAGUGAGUAACAAUUCUGUCGGUAGACACGUUUUUGUUAUCGCAAGCAUAAGAAAGAAGAAGACGCCGAAUAGUUCUGUCUUAUCCUAUCUCAUGUAAUGUAAAUGUAUCUAAAAAUAGUUUCAUUGGCCACUUGUUUAGAAGGUCAGGAGUAUCUGAUUAUAUUACCGAUAUAUUUACCAAUUUAUAUACGAAUAUUGUAAUGAAUACAAACAUUCCCAAUGAGCUUGACCGUUAUUAUUAAGAUUUUAUUGUGUUAUUUUGAUAUCUGUCUAUACACACUAACUUAAAGGUUUAUUUUUGUUGUUGUUGUUUAACUUAACUUUUUUUUUUUCGUUAUGUGAUAUAAAUUGAGUUACCAAUUCUGUAUUUUUUUUUCUAUAAAUAUCAUAAAUAAAUUGUAUAAGAUAAUAUAAAGUUUCAUUUCUAUGAAUAGAAUUUACGCAAAC
Galleria mellonella (greater wax moth) is the source of this 4765-nucleotide messenger RNA. RefSeq names its product kazrin (gene Liprin-gamma). NCBI's taxonomy places the organism in Eukaryota, Metazoa, Arthropoda, Insecta, Lepidoptera, Pyralidae. The record is from RefSeq and is a predicted model, not a curated record. The transcript has 22 exons. The coding region runs from base 520 to 3624 and encodes 1034 amino acids. Gene Ontology annotation, molecular function: protein binding.